Messenger RNA from Ipomoea nil (Japanese morning glory), 1042 nucleotides. Its product is annotated as beta-D-glucosyl crocetin beta-1,6-glucosyltransferase-like. Bases 50 to 490 code for a protein of 146 amino acids. NCBI's taxonomy places the organism in Eukaryota, Viridiplantae, Streptophyta, Magnoliopsida, Solanales, Convolvulaceae. The record is from RefSeq and is a predicted model, not a curated record. The transcript has a single exon.
CUCCAUCUUCCAGAAUCCCCGGAUCUUCCUCCUCAGUACCAUAUCACCAAUGGCCUCCCGGCCACUCCACCUCCACGACGCCCUCAAAAAGGUCCUGAAAAUGACAGAACCUAAUUUCACCAAUCUCUUGAAAACCUUGAACCUGGAUUUGCUAAUCUAUGAUGUCGUGCAAUUAUGGGCGGAAAAGGUUGCCUUGUCGCUUGAUAUCCCUUCUGUCUGGUUCUUCACCGCCAGCGUCGCAUGUGCUCGUACUUUAACGCACAUGUUGACUAAUCCCAGCGCCGAGUAUCUCUUCUCGACUCUCCGUCUCCGGCGAUACGAACAAACGAGAACUCGCGAGAUCAUGAAUCAGGGGACCCUCCAUGACAUGAUCGAGGCUUCCGGUGGGAUGUCGGAGUUAAUGGCGGCAGGUUACACUUUUCAGCUUCUCAACGGUAUCUAUUGCAAUAUUGGCGAGCCCUUUUACAUUUCAAUACAGAUUCCGGCGUAGAGGCAGAAAGAGAGAAUGAGCGGAGCAGGGAAAAAGAUUGUCGACAUCGCGUUCAAGGCUGGCAGGACAAUCGACUAGGAAGGAAUGGCGAAGCUUCUCGUGUCCGAUGAGGCUCGCAAGGAGUUCACUAUGCUUCGCCGUGCAUUCGAUGAUGUCAACUCCUAGCUCCAAACCAAGUUCAGUCAGGAACCUAAAUAUGUGGACAAAGUCACACCCCAAUAUAAACCCAAGUUUGAUGCCUUGUUGGUUGAGCUGAAAGAAGCUGAGAAGCAAUCAUUGAAGGAGUCUGAAAGAUUGGAAAAAGAAAUUGUAGAUGUCCAAGAGCUAAAGAAAAAACUCAGCACGGUGACAACAAAGGAAUACAUUUCAAAGCACCCCAAACUAAAGAAGAAGUUUGAUGAUGAAAUUCGAAAUGAUUACUGGGGUUACUAGUCAAGUCAUCGUCACCAAGAAGUCUAGCUACACUUGUUGGUGAACCAUUUUGAGUUCAUCCUUGGUUUAGAAAUAAAAGAGGAUUAUAUGUGUGCCGUUUCAUUUCAUCAGUUACUUGGA